AUUGAGAGAGUAGAGUGUAGUUGGAUCACUUUAGCGCCACAGAAUAUUUUGGCCCUGUGUUUCUCUCAAUCUGAAUCCCAUUGAUGGUUGGAACGUGAAAAUUCCACCUCAAAUCCAAUGGUUUUCUCUUUGAAUUCAUUCGUCGGCUUCACUUCGACGGCUAAGCAUCAAAAUGUCCCAAGAGAGUGCAUAGGCCUGAAAGCUAGCCAUUUCCCCUCUUCUUCUACAUCACUUGUUUUCAGUAGAAGACCAAUACAUACAAGAAAUCAAAGACCUCUUUCAGUUUCAAACAGUGAUAGGGUUACAACAGAAACCACCGAAAAGACAUCAGAAAUUCCUGAAGUUUCCAUUUCCAUCAAUCAGUCACUGCCCACUUCCGAAGUUGAUCCUAUCAAAAAGACACAACCCGAUGAGGCUGCUUCUAAUGGAUCCAUAUCUUCUCCCUCUGAAUCCGAACCAAAAAGAUCAAAACUAACAGCAAGAGAGAAGCUAAAAGCGGCUAGGGUUCGCAGCAGAUCCUCAGAACCAAAACCAGUUAAAAAAGCAGAGAUGGGAAGCAAAGUGUUGGAAGCUUUGAGGGAAAACGAUAGAAUAUCAGGGAAGAUGAGAUCAGGUCUUCCAGAAGCACCAACAAAUUUGUUUGAUGACAGCAAACGUGGAAUGCCCAAAAAGGGGCUGACAUUUGAGCUACCAGUUGGAUGGGAUGUGUUUCUCAUUAUCCUUUCAGUUGUUUUGAUAAGCACUAUCAUGUUUACAACUACCUUCAUUGUUUGGAAGGUGGGUGCCAUUCAUUUCAACGAGAACUAGCAUCUUCUUCAAACCUAAUCAUAUAUGCUUCAAUGUAAAAACUUAGCUUCCCUUCAUACAUUUCAUUGCUAUAAAGCUUCUUUCUAUUCAUACCA
Molecule: messenger RNA, 902 nt
Organism: Lactuca sativa (garden lettuce)
Lineage: Eukaryota; Viridiplantae; Streptophyta; Magnoliopsida; Asterales; Asteraceae
Cellular component (GO): chloroplast thylakoid membrane
Source: RefSeq, a predicted model, not a curated record